This is a messenger RNA of Condylostylus longicornis, 1035 nucleotides long. RefSeq lists its product as uncharacterized. NCBI's taxonomy places the organism in Eukaryota, Metazoa, Arthropoda, Insecta, Diptera, Dolichopodidae. Bases 190 to 909 code for a protein of 239 amino acids. The record is from RefSeq and is a predicted model, not a curated record. The transcript has 3 exons.
AUGACAGAAAUAAUUUUUUGUAUGUAUUUAUGUCUAAUGUCAUUCUUUAUUAAGUAUGUGAUGUUUUUGCUAUGUCAAGACAAGAUCGUAGAUUAUGCAUAGAAAAUAUUGUAAAAACAUAAUAGUAGCUAGAUAAAAAGUUAAAUAAUUUUUUUUAGAUAUUUUUAAAAGUUCAAUAUAUUAAAAAAAAUGAAUAUUAAUAAAAUUGAAUGGGAGGAUAUUAUAAGAGGAUUACCCUAUAAAAUAGACAUUAUUAUUGAAGAAGAGCCAAUUUUGGACAAAGAAAUAAAUGAUGCUACAAAUAUAGAAGAUGAAUGUGUAAAAGAUCUUAUAAAAAAAGAUAUUACAAAAAGUAGUUCGGAUUCUGAAUCCUCAAAAAAUGUUAUUAAUAGUAAGAUACAUGCUGUUAAAGAUUCCUAUGUUCCUUUAUUGAAAGGUUCAGUCAAGGUAGGUAAAGGUGUAGCAAGUGCUGUUAAACCAUUAAAUGUGGCAAAUAAGGUUUUAACGCCAAUAGGAAUUGCCGCUGAUACUUAUAGAACUGCACGUGCUAUUUAUUCAGAUAUUAACUAUGGUACGAGUAGAAAUACGGUAGAAACUGUUUCGAGUAUGGCUGGUGGAUGGGGAGGUGGAUACGGUGGAGCACUGGCAGGAGCUGCUGUGGGCUCUGCUCUUUUACCCGGAUUAGGAACUAUUAUAGGUGGUAUUGUGGGUGGUUUAAGUGGUGGUAUUAGCGGUGCUAUUAUAACCCACACUGCGACGAAAUCAGUUAGUGAUUUGCUUGAAUAUAAUAUCAGAAACAAAAACUGUUUAAAUUGUGGUCAGACAUUUAAGGGUAGGGAUUAUGUUGGGGAAAAUAUUUGUAUUUGGUGUCAACAAGACAAUUUUAUUCUUUAUAUACUAAAAAUGUAGUAAAUUAUAUUUAUUUUUGUUAACUGAUUUAUUAAAUUAAUGUCAACAUAAUUUUACUUAUAAAUUUAUAUUGUCACACAUAAGUUUGCAACUUACCAAAUAAAAUAUAGUUCAAGGCUUAUUAGA